AUGGACAUCGUGCCGUUCUCAACGGCCGCGGGCAACAACGGUGACGGUGGUAUUGGUGGUAGACAGGAGCAGGAAGCGAACCAGUACUUCUUGCAUUUGUUGCAGGAGAAUACUCAGGUGAACUUGUUCCUGAAUGACCCCCGCAUUCAAAGUGCCUUGGAGCUUCGCGCGGAACAACGACAUCGAUUUGCAUUGGACAACGUGUACGCCGAAGCCAACGCAUACAUUGCACACCUAGAGGCAACAGCGGAUGCGAAUCAUCGUCAACAGCUAGCAUUUGUGAGCCAAUCCACACACCUGUUGGUGGGACAGCUACACAAUGAAGUACGAGUGCUAGAGACAAUCGCCCGAUCAGAACGACAAUCAGCCAAUGAGCUGCAGGCACAGCUGGCACGCGCACAAAGGGAAAGUCAUGAUGAAAGGUCUAUGGCCAUGCAGUUUGAUGCACAUCGAUCCGAGCUGGAAGCAGCAGCGCGCACGCUCACUGCGGAAAACAGACAGCAUGAACGCCGUUUCGCGGAAUUGCGCUCGAGUAUCGAAGAAAACCACAGUGAAAUGAUUGCCUUUUUAGGGUCUGAGUUUGAGGAAAAGCUUCAAUGGGAAGAAAACGAGUACUACCAUAGGCUAACCUCUGAGGCACAGCAGUACGAUAGCUUGGUUGAUGACCUGCAGGACAGGAACGCGGAGCUUAUAGCUGAGGUCGACUCACUCAGGACUGUCUUGUCGACAGCGGAGAGUAGCCCACCGCAAGGUGGUGCCGUGCCGGUGAAAGUCGAUCCCAGUGAGAGCUCCAAACUUCAACCAAGCCCACCGCAAGGUGGUGCCGCAGCGACAAGCCCUGCUACGCUUUCCAGCGUGGGAAGUGCCCACGAGGUGAUAAGUGGAGGUAAAGGCGGUAAAGGUGGGGAAAAGAAGGAUACUUCCAAGAUUCCUUGCAUCUUUUACCCCAAAGGCACCUGCAAGAACGGUAAGAAUUGCCCAUUCAUGCACAAGGAUGCCGCUCCCUCUGUCCCGGCCAAAGGCGAUAAGGCUGGCAAGGACGGGAAGAGAUCGCCCUCCGGCAAGCGCAGGCGACCCAGUAAGAAAAGGCCAAAGAGUGAGGACAAGCCAGCCGCUUGCUGUCUUUCCCUCACAGCCACCCUCACGGGUGAGCCACCGGCCGAUGCUGUGAAGGCCUACGCAGUAGCAGCCCGCAAGGGCCCUGCCGGAAAGCCCCGAAGCAGGAAAGUCCAGUUCCUAAGGCCAGAAAUCAUUGACAUCCCGCCUGAGGGUGAAGGCUGGAGCUUCGUACCAGACAAGCACAAGUUCGAAUUCAGGUACAAGUCUGCGGAGCUAUGCCCACCAUCAAUUCCAGAGGACACCGAAGAAGCUUUGCAGAAUGCCCGUCACUUGGAAUCAGCAGUGAACGGGAUGAAGCUUAAGGUUCGGGUCAAGUGUGAGAACCUCGAAAUCAUCGCAGACACCGGUAGCGAGGAAGAUCUGAUUAGACCAUUGAUGGCAUGCUUAGCAGCAAAGUCCUCAGAAUCUGAUGGCAGCAAGGUUGCACCGACCUCUGUCAAGUCCGGUCCAGCUGGCGCGGCAGAAGAUCCCAUCGAAAAGAUGGCGAAUUGCAUUCCUCCCACUCCUGGGGUGGAAACGAGGUAUAGAAUCCGGACUACUUGGGGAUUCAAGGAUGACGUGUGGUCUUUGUUGGAGGAUUCAGUCAACAUUGAUGAAUUGGACGGAAUCUAUGGGGAAGCGCAAGCCGACAGCGAUGUCGAGCCAUACACAAUGCCAAAGUCUAAGAAGGAUGAACAACUUAGCGAAGACCUGGAUGAAAUGUUCCCAGAGCUAUUUGGUCCUGAUCGUGAUAAAGAUCCUCCGCCGAAGGACGCGAAAGAAGCCACCCGCAAGGGUGAGUCAAAGUCUGAUUCCCGUGCAGCAUUGCUUGAUGAUGUUCCGUUCUCUGUGAAGCAGAAGCUGAAGUCCAGCGCAGCAGUAGCAGCGCAAGAACCACCGUAUGGUUAUACGUGGAGUGGGGAAUGUUUGGUCAAGAAGAACAACAAGAACCGCCCUAACGCUAUUGAUCAUACUGCAUGGAAGGCUAUGUCGAAAAGACAAAGAGCAACAGCAAUUGCAGAACAUGAGAAGAAGCUACAUGAGGAGAAUGAGGCACUGUAUCGUGAAGCUGUAAAGGCGGAUUGGUGGGACGGCGAAACCUACUUCGACCUCGCAGGCCGGGAACAGUCUGAUUUCGAGCUGGCAGUUGCAGCUGCCCGCAAGGGCAAGCCGGUUGGGCAUUUCAAGUUACUGAAUGUUGGUACAGCCGAACAAGUGGCGGAUGUGUUCACGAAGCCUUUCACUGAAAAGAACAAGUGGACGCAUGCCUUGAAGCUUAUUGGACAUACAACCAGCGCGAACGUAGCCGGGUGCAAACCCGAGUCGAAGGUCGAGGUUGACAACAAGGUUUCGGUAGCAGCAGCUCCGGAAGCAUCAAAGGUUGUCGAGGACUUCGCUCAACAAUCGUUCGAGGCUAACGAUUACAGCUUCAAGACCUUCGAAAAGCUAGCUGGGCUUAUUCGUACCAAUCUCAAGGCAUCAUUGGCAAAACCGCGAGCAUUGAUGGCUUCUGAGAACCUAUCCAAAUACUUGGUGUUCGGCGCUUGGGUCCAUGGUGGGUGCUUUGGUAUUACCAAUCGCACAAAACAUUAUCCAUGGAUUUGCAGGUAUGUGAAUGGAUUUGUUAAGCAAUCAUCUCCGAAAGGGUUUACAUGGACUUCGUUCGUGUUCAACUUCAAUGGCAAGGCCCGCAUCCACACGGAUAAGUACAAUCAGAAAGAAUCGUACAACCUGACGUUCUCCUUCGCUGGUUCUGAUCUUCUCGACUUGCCCGAAGCGACUUCUACGAUCCCCAAGAUGGCAGCCAUCGUUGUGAGCGACGAGUUCUGCAGGGUCAACACCUCCGAAGCAGACAGGAAUGGGGUUACCAAGGCCAUGAAAACCAUUCUCCAAUCCGCCGCCCUCAACAACGAUAUCAUUUCGCUCGGCGCCGAUCAUGAGAGCCAGCUCUUGGAGUCGGCGUACAGCUGCGUAUCCACACAGUGCGCGGCUGGGGUAUCCUUGACCCAUGCCGACGCAACCACUGUGGCUCUGCGCCAGAUGGCUGACCUCAGUGACGAGGGACUCGCCAAGUUGAAGCCAACCGCAAGGUUGAGCCCCAAGACCAAGCGAGCCAUCAUAGUCGUGUCAGACAGCUCCACUGCACUUUGCAAGAAGAACAGGCGGGGAGUGUUCGUUAAGGCCGACUUGGAUGCGGAAGUGAACAUCGCAAGCUUUACGCUGGGAUGGGCGCAGACUCGCUAUACCAUGUGUUGGGGUAAAACCUUGGCGUGGAUUGUCUGGCAGGUCGAGGAGCAUGUGAAGGAGCUCAGGAGCAACUAUCCGGACCACACCAUCGACAUAAUCUGCUGGUGGUGCGGGAACGAGAUCUCCGGCCAGUGGGGCUGCAUCCCCACGCGGCUAGGACCGGGACUCGCCUACAGAGAUCCCAAUGUCACAACGGAGACCGUCGCACGGAAAGUGAGAAGGGCAGCGGAUGUUUUAGCCGCCCUCGCGGGCGAGCCGGACAUUGGUUUUGUGAAGGUGAUUGGGCAGGUGGAGGCGGACUUGUUCCAACUCCACUCAGCCUACAACGACUUCAAUGCCGCUAUGUUCGAAGAGUUCAGGCAGCGCGGUCUGCAAGUGCAAACCGCAAGCUCCUUGGUCGAAAAGCUGGAAAUGUAUGACAGCUUUCACGCCAGCGAAGACCCUCGCAACCGCGAGUUAUUCCAGACCUACUUGCAUGCGACUAUCAAUGCAAGCAGAAGCGAAUGGCUUGCCCAGAAGAUGGCACCCUGUGUCAGGGCUUUGCUUGUUCGCUAUGAGCACUUUGAGACUGGCUCCGAUGCCAACAAUCCAGUGCUCGAGGAUGUCUUCAAGCAGUGGCGUGCAGAGAAGGACCAGCUGAUGAACCCGAAACAGGCCAAGCCAAUGCCGGUCACCCAGGAGGACAAGAUGUGGGAAGCCCCAGAUGCCGCUGACGCAAUCGACGUCAAUAAGAUCUCCGAGGGGCCACCUAUGGAUAAAGCCAUCCGCAAGGAUGUGCCAAGGAUCGGUGCAACCACGGACGUUAGUGCUGUGGCGGAAUGCGUCCAUGACAUCGUCACCCAGGACGCAGACGGCAAGGUGUCCUACAACACCCCGGGCACGGUGGAGCUGGUGGACGAGGGCGACCAGGUCGACCCUAUCCCCUCAUCGAUUGGACGUGUUGUUGAGCCAGCGCCUCCGAAGAAGACUAAGAAGUCUGAUCGAGACGAGGAUGCCAUGCGUAGGCUCAUGUUCAUCGAUGAAAGCGCCCCGCAAGGGGCUGCCACUGUGCCAGAGCUUCCAAAUGAGUACUUCUACAAUGGCAAGAAGCACUUGAUGAAGCCCUUCAACCCGGAGGACAUUGUAGGAGACAGGCACGUGACAUUCAAACACGGAGACCUGAAGUUUCUCACCAAGCUGCUGCGUGGCCAUGAAAUGGACAGCUUCCCUUCAUUGAUCUUUGACCGUGGGUGCUGGACAGACGUUGACACUCUGCUCCAGGUCUUCAACACGGCACGAGGCGCACGCUGGGGUGUGAGGCAGCUGCUACGCGCAGCGAAAGCCGAUAAUAAGGGACGGAUCAGACUUUUGGGUAUUGACGUGCCAAUGAAGGACACCCUGGGUCAACCGCUAUUCCCUGUCAGAGUGAGGAUGGCCCAAGGGCAUAACUCCAAGCUCAUCGGCAAUAACCCGGACGCGGACUUCUUCCUUGCGACCAGGUUCUACAGCGGAUUGUCCGAGUACGAGGCAGACCUGCAGAGCAGCGUCAGGGGGGUCACUGUGCUCUCCCGCGAGGAUACCCCCCCAAAGCUCUUCCACCGCACGAAUGAAAAGGGAAUGAAGGGUAUCCUCCGCGAUGGAAUGAUCGCCGGCUCCGCGAGGUCAGACAGGUCCCACAACUACCUGUCCCCGUACAAGUUGGACGACACCCACUACAAGAGUGGAAUGCGCUCCAACCAGCCGAUCGAACUGACGAUAGACACGCAGCGAGCAAUCGCCGCUGGAUGCGUUUUCUUCGUCACGGAGACCGAUGGCGUCCUCACACGGGACAACGUGCCUCCCGAUUGCGUGCUGUCCGCCAUCGACACCAGCAAAAAGAACCUCCCGCUCUACGUCGCCGAGCACAAAGAAGCCGCCCGCGAGGGUGAGCCAGAGCGCAUUUUCCGCGCAAAGCGCGACUAUGAGGAGGCCGCAGCAGCAAGCUCAUCAUCGGCACCGCCCCCAAAACAGGCGGCUAUCGCUCCCAAAGCGAUUGCUUCAAAGAAGAUGCCGAAGGUGGUUCCCAAGCCCGCCGCAAUCGCCGAAAAGGACGAAAGCAUGGACUUGGAUGAAGCCACCCGCGAGGGUGAGCCUGCUGAUGCUGCUGGUGCAUUCGACCUUGACGAAACCAAGGUUGAGGUUGAGGUCGAAGUCGAUGAAGGCGAUACAACGGAUGCGGGUGAGGAUGAGCCGUACCCACUUGGCUCUCACCCAUGCCGCGAGUGCGCAGCAGUCGUUGCCAAUGGCAUGCUGUUCUGCCUCCGUUGCAAGGCUCCCCAGACGGAUGACUCCAAGAAAAUCACAAAGCGAGUCUUUGAGAAUUCGAGACUCCGCCAGCGCCUUCUUGCCACCGCUGCGACCGGAGCCCAGAAGCCCAUCGAUGAUCUCCUCGCGAGUGACCUUCGAGGCCUGGGCGAGGGACCAAAGAAACGUGGUCAGAUGAGCGCGGAGGCCGCCGCCAUUCGUGACGCCAAAGACCGAAAGAUCAGGGCCGCCAAGUUGAACUUUGACACCGUGUCCGACCGCUUCGAGAAGGACGCGCAGUUCAACGUGAGAAUGAUGCAAGAGGGCCGCAGCCUUGAGGACAUGCAGAAAUUCGAUCACCUGUCGAACGCUGUGCUUCCCGAUCCAGGACGCAGUGAGGAGCAGCGCUACUUGCGUGCUGGCUCCCAUUAUGGUGGUGGCAAUGUCCCGCCUGCGAAGCUGGUCUAUUAUGCCCACUGCGAAGUGGAGCCGUUGAGGAACUUGCGGUUUAUCGAUGAUACCGCGGAUGUCCCCAUCGGCUUGACCUACCUCGGUGCAUUCCUCCCUCCGCGACUCUAUGCUGAGGUGGCAGCAGUGAACGAUGCUGCGAAAAGGAUCCUGACUUUCGACGGCGAAGUCUAUGUGUCGGCUACCACAAUUGAAGGCAUCACAACUGAGAUCGGACAGAUUCUUACCGAUAGCCUCCGUAGUGCUCAGGACCAGACAGACCAAACGGAACGUCUGGCAGAGCGCAAUCGCCACAUGUACAGAGGCUAUACUCAGGCCCAGUGGGACGAGUACUAUCGCCAGCGUCGUGGAGGUUACACUCAGGCCGAGUGGGAUGCAUGGAACCGCACCCAUAGGCGCUGA
Molecule: messenger RNA, 6477 nt
Organism: Symbiodinium sp. CCMP2592
Lineage: Eukaryota; Dinophyceae; Suessiales; Symbiodiniaceae
Source: the annotation of a GenBank genome assembly